Molecule: messenger RNA, 3681 nt
Organism: Oryzias melastigma (Indian medaka)
Lineage: Eukaryota; Metazoa; Chordata; Actinopteri; Beloniformes; Adrianichthyidae
Gene: accs
Product: 1-aminocyclopropane-1-carboxylate synthase homolog (Arabidopsis)(non-functional)
Exons: 15
Coding region: 551-3373 (940 amino acids)
Biological process (GO): biosynthetic process; amino acid metabolic process
Molecular function (GO): pyridoxal phosphate binding; transaminase activity
Source: RefSeq, a predicted model, not a curated record
UACGUGGCUGCCAUCUUGUGGCCAAACGGUGAACUUACAGAGGUGUGUGAAAAUAUUAGUUUUGUACGGUAGGGGGGGCUAUAACGCAAAAUUCUCGGUUUGUCAUGGUUUUAUCUACCCCGUUGCAGCUUGGUACAGAAGGGGGAGAGCCAGUCCGCUUACAGCGGCUCCCUACGUUGACUCGGGCCAAAGUUAUCCCGGAAUAGGGACAGCACGCAUGUGCCGUAAACCCGGAUGUAGAUAUUUCUGUGCGCGUGCGGUCCCCGUUUCUCCCAAGUUGUGACACAUUUAGUGCAUUAUAAGUGUGUUAACGCUUACUCAGCUGAACAGAACCCUUGCGUGUUGUGGUGAGCAGCUUUAUGAAGCGUGACAUGUGUCACCUGCGUGGAUGAGGGUGUUGGUCCCGCGGGAAUCUACUCCAAAAGAGCCGCACCUUUGUUUUAGCCGAGAAAGGGGGAGGAAAAGUGGGUACUAUACUUCUUGUUUUAAUCACGCUUUGCAGACUAGAAAACAGUCUUGAAGUUGAAGCAGGGAUUUCCUCGUGCGCGUGAUGGACUUCCGCGGGAGAAGACACGAGAGGGGCAGCAACUGGACCGACCCGGAGAUCGUUGAGCUGCUCCAGCUGUGGUCCGACGAGUCGAUCCAGAUCGAGCUGGAGAGCUCCCUGCGCAACCAGCGCGUGUUUGACCGCAUUGCUCACAUUUUGCGCGAGAAGGGCAUCUACCGCACAGGCGACCAGUGCAGGGAGAAGAUCAAGAAGAUGAAGCUGGAGUACCGGCGCAUCAAGGACAACCACAAGAUGAGGACUUGGAAGUUCUAUGAUGUGAUGGACAGGGUUCUGGCGAACCGCCCGGCCAUCACCUACUCCUCCCUGGGCGGGGCUGUUAUAGCCCAGCAGGUGUUUCACAGCUCAGGUGGGUCUGAGGCCUUUAUGCAGGGAGGGGCUCCUGCCAGCUCCUUUGGGCCGACCUCCUCAGGUGGGUUUUUGUUCGGCCAGCCCCCUAAAACUGGAGAUCCACUGGAUAUUAAGUGUGAAGAUGCCGAGGAGGGCUUGCUGAACCCAGGUGGUGCACCUCCAGAGAUGUACUACGGUUCUGGGGAGGAGCAGGAAGCUGAUGGACAGUCUUUGUUGGAACCCGAGUACACAAUGGGUCCACCUGAGAGUUCUGCAAAUACAAGAGCCUCACCUUCAGAUUUUAGUGACCUGAACCUUGCAGGAUCUGCUGCUGGUGCAGGCGUGAUGCAAAACACUCCAGAGCAACCAGAUAAAGAGACUUCCCACCCUGCUCACUCCACUAGACACAGGAAGCGGCGACGGGGCGGCAAAGCAUCAUGGGUUCAGGGUGGUCAGGGGGGCCUGGAUAAAGUGCUCACCAGCUUCUUGAGCUGGCAGCAGUCUGCAGAGGAGCGCCUCCUCUCCCUGGAGGAGGCGAGGCUGGAGCGAGAGUUCCAGGCCGAGGAGCGCAGGGAGCAGCGGGAGGAGAGGAGGGCGGAACAGGAGCGGCAGCACGAGCUCAGACUGUUCAGCAUGCUCACGGGGGCACUGCUCUCUGUCAGGCCCGCCGCUCCCUCCCCGCCGUCUUCCGCCGCCCCCUCUGUGUCGUCCUCUCUGUCUCAGUCAGCGGCAGACGCUCUGCCUGCGAGGAAGACGGAAAAGUCGCCGCCCACAUCUGUCUCCACCUCCGAAAGGUCACCCAGUGUCUCUGCAGCUCCUCGUGGGUCUAGUGUCUACCUGUCCAACCGGGGUAAUAGCAUCCUGCAGCACCAGGGCAUUCUGCAGGAGGGGUUCAUCCAGUAUGGACUGAACAGACACCACGACUCCAACAACCCCAAUGGUAUUCUCAACUUGGGCACCAGUGAGAACAAACUCUGCUUUGAUCUCCUCCACACACGAUUGACGAAGCCUGACAUGCUCCACGUUGAUCCCGUCCUGCUGCAGUAUCCAGACUGGACCGGACAUGCUUUCCUGAGAGAGGAGGUGUCACAGUUCCUGACUCAUUACUGCUGUUCUCCAAAGCCACUGAAACCUGACAAUGUUGUGGUGAUGAAUGGCUGCGGUUCCCUCUUUUCCUGCAUCGCAGCAGUAAUUUGUGAUCCCAAAGACGCCAUUCUGAUCCCGACUCCUUUCUAUGGCGUAAUCACUGAAGAUCUGGAUUUGUACAGCAGCGUAAAACUGUUCCACGUUCCCCUCGACUGUGAGGCUGAUGGUAAAGACAGCCGACCCUUUCACCUCACUGUCGAGAAACUGGAGGAAGCUCUGAAAAGUGCAAAGCAGCAGGGGGUGAUCAUUCGAGCCGUUAUACUAAUGAACCCCCAUAAUCCUUUGGCUGAUGUGUACACUGUGAAGGAAAUGAUCGCUUUCCUGAAUUUUGCCAAAAGGAACGAGCUCCACGCCAUUGUGGAUGAGGUGUACAUGCUGACGGUGUUUGAUGAAUCUGUCACCUUUCACAGUGUCCUCAGUAUAGACCGGUUACCCGACCCACAGAGGACACAUGUAAUGUGGGGGUUGAGCAAGGACUUUGCAAUGGCAGGAAUCAGGAUUGGUACUCUGUACACUGAGAACAGAGACCUUGUGGAGGCUUUGGCCCAAUUAGGCGCCUUUCACGGCAUUCCUGGAACCUCGCAGUAUCAGGUGGCACAGCUGCUCAAGGACAGAGAGUGGAUCAGCAAAGAGUUUUUGCCUAAGAACAGGCAGAGGCUUAAAUCUGCCCACAGCUACCUGACUGGAGAGCUGCGCAGCAUGGGCAUUCCCUUCCUGAACUCUUGUGCUGCUCUGUACGUCUGGGCGGAUCUCAGAAAGUACCUCAGGGAGUCGUCCUUCGAGGAGGAGCUGGCUCUGUGGAGGCGUUUCCUCAAACACAAAGUGGUUUUGAGCUGCGGCCAGGCGUUCUCCUGCUCCACGCCUGGAUGGUUUCGAAUCGUCUUUGCAGCUGAGCAACACCACCUUCAACUCGGAGUAAAGCGAUUCCAGGAGGCUUUGAAAGAAACCCAAGAAGGAAGGACCGGUUCUGAUAUUCGCCCCAUCAAUGGAGCUCUUGAGGAGAGCCGAAAAUCGGUCAAAUCCGACAGCGCGGACUCAGACAAUACCUCAGCUGUCAAUUCAGCAUCAUCACCACAAAGCAAGUCAUCAGAGCAGCUGAAGGAGAAGGAAAGCCCCGCUCCUGACACUGACUCACUCGCCUCUGAGGAGUUUGUUUUGCUCGACUGCCAAGCUUCUAAGCCCACGGAGAGUCUCGCCUCUCUCAUUGGCACUCUCAGACAUCAGAUUCGAUCCUCCGAUUGGCUGGAGAAAAACACUCCAGAGCUGUCUGCUGGGGAGGACCCAGAGAUUCUUGAUGUGUUCAAAGCCCUGCUGCAAAGAGCCAAAAAGUAAGCUUAAGGUAAACAAGCAUGAAAGCACCUGCCAGAACUUGAAGAGGCAGUACUUAAGCAUCCCUCUCGCUGCCUGCGCUUAUGCUGAGGAGCAUGACACAAAAAUCGGCUCAAAGGUGAAGUCAGGUAAUGCCUUUUUCUUUUUUGAAGAGUGUAUCAGCAGAGAAUCGCAGAAAAAAUUCCAUUAAAAGUGAAGAUAGGAUCACAGAUUUUAAUGUGCCUCUUAAAGCCUUACUGUGAAGCUGGAACAUUUGUUUUGUUCUUUUGUAAAAUAAAAAUGUGCAUAAAUUUAUGAAUGCCAAAGUUAAA